Messenger RNA from Drosophila ananassae, 1647 nucleotides. RefSeq lists its product as uncharacterized. Lineage: Eukaryota; Metazoa; Arthropoda; Insecta; Diptera; Drosophilidae. The record is from RefSeq and is a predicted model, not a curated record.
AUGUUACUUCAUUUCUUAAAAAUAUUUCUCAUUCUAAAAGUGGUUUCCUCAAAACCUGAAGACAUUCUAAGUCAAAUAUCUAUGGAACUUAAAACAAGAACUCUUGUAUACUUUGGCUAUUCUAUUGAGAGUUUUGAUCACUUUGAUUUAAAGAGUGAAGAACCUAAACUACUGGUCCACAAAAACAUCAGCGAAGAGUUUCAAAUCUGUCAUGAUGAGCCUGUGAUUAUUAUAACGAUUCUGGAACCUGAUUUGGACUAUAAUCUGGAAAUUGUAGAAGUGCUUAGAUCCUAUCUCAAGGAUAGGCAAUAUAAUGAUGUUUUUCUCAUAGACAAAAGUGCAAAUAGUGACAAGAGUUACAUUGAGGUUUUAAGAACCUAUUGGAAUACAGGUUUCCCUCGGGUGCUGAUUUAUGAUUCUCUGGAGCAACUUUGGUCUCUGCAAUCUUAUCAAUUUUUUGAAGUUAAGAAAACCAGCUUAAAUAAGUAUCUAAUGAACAGAGAUAAAGUAAACUUAAAAGGCUAUCCCUUGCAAGUUUUGGUGACCAACGAUCCCCCGCACUGUUUUGUGGAUGAACAGGAGCAGCCCCAUUCCCCGAAUCGCUAUAAGGGCAGUAUUAUCACAAUCUUCAAGAUAUUCGCCGAUAAAUUGAAUGCCAGCUUUCAGGCAGUGCCCUUUCCAGGAUUAAGACUAGACGAAGCCGAGGCCUGUGGCAGCAUCUUCAUAAAGACCUACAAGUACGCCACCAGUCAGCCAGUUCGUCUCAACCGCGUGGCCAUAAUGGCUCCUUUCGGCAAUCCAAUUGACAAGUUCUACUACUUUUUCCGGCCAUUCGACUUCUAUGUGUGGCUGGGCACUGGCCUGAUAGUGGUCUACAUAGCGGCAAUGGGUUCUUUGCUCCACCGCUGGCACUUUGGCAACUGGGAUGUGGGUCAGUACCUCCUGCUGGCGGUGGAGACCCUGCUGUCCCGGGGACUGACCCUUCCCCAAUGUUCCAGUGGCUCGAAAUUGAUGCUGUUCCUACUGCUCUUCGCCAUUGGCUUUGUUUUGUCCAAUUUGUAUGUGGCUCUGCUCUCAAUGAUGCUAACCACCAAGCUGUACCAAAGGCCCAUUGAAAAUAUAGCCGAUCUGAAGGCAGCCAAUGUGAGUAUUCUUCUGCAGCAGCACAACCUCCGACCGAAUUCCAUCUAUGGAAGUUCAGAGGAACUCAGGGAGAGGUUCCUUCUGGUGGAGGAGUCCCUGCACAAGGAGAAGAGAGAUGGCCUGGAUCCCAGUUACGCCUACGUGGACUCCGAGGACCGCAUGGACUUCUAUUUGUACCAACAGAAGUUCUUGCGCCGACGAAGGAUGAAGAAACUACCCGAUCCCGUGGGCUACACCUGGGCCGUUCAGGUCAUCAAACAGAAUUGGAUUCUAGAGAAAUACUAUAAUGAGCACAUUCAACGAUUAUUCGAGACUGGUUUGCAGAAUAAAUUGGUGGACGACGUCCACGAAUUGGCCGUUAGAGCCGGCUUCCUCCAUUUCUUUCCCACUCAGACGCAAACUAUUGAACCACUGCGACUGGAGGACAUCGUGAUGGCCGCCAUGGUCCUGGGCUGUGGGCACGCCCUCGCCGGGAUCUGCUUCCUGGGCGAGCUGCUCCUCUAA